Messenger RNA from Closterium sp. Naga37s-1, 714 nucleotides. The record is from the annotation of a GenBank genome assembly. NCBI's taxonomy places the organism in Eukaryota, Viridiplantae, Streptophyta, Zygnematophyceae, Desmidiales, Closteriaceae.
AUGGCUGGAAGCGAGGACGCGGCCAAGGCACUUCACGACAAGUCGGUGGGGCUGAAGCUGGGCGAUCGCUUUCCGGACUUCGAGGCGGACACGAGCACGGCGGGCCGCAUAAAGUGGCACGACUACAUCGACGGCAGCUGGGCGAUUCUCUUCUCGCACCCUGCUGACUUCACCCCCGUGUGCACGACGGAGCUGGGCAGCGUGGCGAAAUUCGCAGAGGAUUUCGCGAAGAAGGGCGUGAAGGUGGCAGCUUUGAGCUGCGACAGCGCUGACUCGCACCGCGCGUGGAUUAGCGACAUAGAGGCCUUCACUCCAGGCAUCAAGGUCACCUAUCCGAUAAUCGCGGACCCGAGUCGCGACAUCGCGGUGAAGCUGGGCAUGCUGGAUGCAGUGGCGAAGGACGCGGCGGGGCUGCCUCUGACAGCGCGAGCCGUGUUCGUGGUGGGCCCGGAUAAGACGCUCAAGCUCUCCAUCCUGUACCCCGCAACCACUGGUCGCAAUUUUCAUGAGAUCUUGCGGGUGAUAGACAGCCUGCAGCUGACGGCCAAGUACAGCGUGGCGACGCCAGUGGAUUGGAAGCACGGCGAUGACGUCAUAGUUGCUCCAUCAGUCAGCAACGAGGCAGCCAAAGAAAAGUUCCCCAAGGGCUUCAAGACGGUUGAGCUCCCCUCUGGCAAGUCUUAUCUAAGGACUACACCACAGCCCGACCUGUGA